This is a messenger RNA of Amoebophrya sp. A120, 2251 nucleotides long. The record is from the annotation of a GenBank genome assembly. Lineage: Eukaryota; Dinophyceae; Syndiniales; Amoebophryaceae.
GUACCGACGUAAGGCUCGUGCCAGACAUGCGUAAUUCGAAGGUCAAAUAGUCGCAAUCAUCUGAAGGAGGCGAUCGGUAGCAUUGAACUGCCAGUGCAAGAAGACCGGUGUGGCUCGUCGCAAUAUUCCACAACGCCUCCAAAUCUCGCUUUCACAAGAUGUUGGUUUUCGCUGUCAUCAAGUCGUUACUUCUUCUCCUGGUUCGUUUUUUUUUUCUCAGCACCAGCGCAAGUGAUAAAGCGCGAGCCCAGAGUGAUCGCGACGCGCUUGUGCCGGACCAGUUUGAGGCGGUGAGCCGGUUUCCGACGGACUACCCCGGGGAGCUGAUCGAAACCGAGACCGGGCGCGACGAGCACACCGGUAAGUUUUCCGAGGAGAAGGUGAGGAACGCGUGCGAGCGCGGGGGUAUUCAGAAUGGGGACAUGUUUAUGACGUACCAGCACAUCAAGAAGCACUACGACGACUUCUACAACUCGGGCGCCGAGCUGUACGUGGGCGGGCUGAGCGGGACGCUGAUGCAGUUUCGGCAGGUGAUCGUGGACGUGUGCCCCUUGAUCGCGUUGCAGACCCUCGUGCUGGAGCUGGAAAACACCAUGGCGGUCACGUACACCGACGCGUACAGCGAGAUCGCAGUGCAGCAGAAACGGCUGAAGAAGUCGGCGGAGAUCGUCGCGGAGUUCACCGCGCUGUACCACGAGCUGUCUAGCGACGUCACGUACGACGGGUUACUCCGGCUCGUCGAGGGCUGGAACAUCGUGUCCGGGUGGGAGCGGGCGGACAAGUACCGGCAGUGGUUCGCAGAGGACAUACAGGCGGGGAAGGACGCGUACGCGGACCAUCUGGGAACGGACGUGGACAAGCAAAAGGGGCUGAGCGAUGAGGAUUUCACGGCCUACUAUCACAGCAGUUUCAAGGAGAUCGCGGACAUUUUCACGAACGAAAUGAAGCUCGAUUGGUUUCCCAUCCGCGGCACGCUCAUCGCGUUGAUGCGGUACGGCGCCGCGGGCGCGCGGGAACUGAGAAAUCACCCAGAUUUCCUGGAAAACGACAUUGAUUUAUCGACAGAAAAAAAUGAUUCGCGAUAUUAUGCUGUGCGGCUCGCAGUAGAUGUGGGGCCGGCGUGAUCGUCUGUUGCAUGUGAUGUUGAACUGGACUAGCUCUAGUAGUCGUCCAGAAAGAAUCAGAUUGUGGCCGUCCUCACAGCAUGAUUUUUCCAAGCAAUGUGGAAUUGUGAUCGGCGUGAAAGACGAACAGGAGUGGAGCUACUUGCAAAAAACACUGACUCUCGUUUUGGAGAAGUGGUCCCCGGAUGUCAAGUGCUUCGUGAAAACAACGGUGCAGCCUCAUGAGGGUGUCCAGGCCGCGCAGGAGGUACACGACUUUUACCACAAAGGGAAGACCAACGCGGAGAUCGAGGCGGCUGGCGGUCACCGGGAAAUGACAGAGGAUGAUAGAAUUAAGCCACUCCCCGUGGAGUACUUUCGAAAGGAUCUGCUGUACUGCAUCCGAAAGCAACCCGCGACGCUGCUGAUAGACAUCAACAGCUACAUUCGAGACACGGAUCGCAACAUCGCGUACGGACACCGUACCUUCCGAAGUCGCGCCGCCCAGGUGGGCGACUGGAGCGACAUUCAGGUCGACGUGAAGACCAUGAUCUUCGGGGACGAGAACCGGCAGGCGCUGGACUUGGGCGAGGGGCAGAAGGGCGGGAUGAUGCCGCUGGGGAACGUGCACGACUUUUCGAAGAUCACCGACCGCGAGGAUUUCGUGAUCCACCCUUGGAUGGGCGCGUUUCGCAACACCGGCACGGACUAUUUGGAGUUGCAGGAGUUGCAAACAGGCAACGAACAGCCCUGCCGCGUGCACGAUUUCGCGGUACCUUGCCCGCGGAACCCGGGUCGCACACUGGCGGCCAUGCUCAUUGAGGACGGCGCGGAACGGUCCUGCUUCGCGCUUCCCGGCCCGGAACGGCUAGCGAACUGGACGGCGGCAGACUGGGGCCGCUUCGUCGAUUAUCAGGACGAGCUGCGGGAACAAAAUUUUCAGCAUAUGGGGCCCUAUUUGUGGACUUUGGAGGCCUGUCGGGGCCAGAUAGAACACUUCCUGCUUGUUGAAAAAGAGGAGGACAAAGUGGCCGUCCUUGAGAGAAUACGAACGAACCACGAACGCUUUUACCGCGGGUUUCGCGAAGUAAAAAGAUAGAAACCUAUAUAGGUCGAUCUACUUACGUAGACGGCUUCGAUUGAUUCCC